CUUGUAAAGAAGGUGAAGGGGGGUGGGAGGUGGCUGAAGCAAGGAAAAAAAAGGACUAUUUAGGUGAAGCGUAAGGCCGCGCAUCACUUCACAGUUACUAAUGGCUGAGAUUAAGCAAGAAGGUACGACUUCGCCAUCGAACAGACGCCGGAGAAGGAACCACAGUUUGCUCAUAUGGAUGCUAGCAGUCAUAUUGGAAACAACCAGACAUGGCGUGCAUGGUGGCCAUCAUCGCAAUAAUGGUGCAAUAGAGAAACUUCUGACAGCGGGCCUCAUUGCCAAAGCACUUGCCAAAGGCGGAGAAGAAGGAGGAGGAGGUGGUGGCCAUCAUUUUGUGCCUGUCCAUAUACCAGUCCAUCAUCAUGGACAUCACCAUCAUGGUCACCAUCACGCAUCAGCAAGCAAUAAUCAUCAUCAUCACGUUCAUCAUAAAUAUGUUCCAAUACCGGUAAAACACCACACUAAUUUUAUCAUAGCACAUCAUAAAGUACCAGUUCACGUACAUGUGCCAGUUCCAGUGGUCAAAACCAAGGUGGUACACGUGCCAGUAGAGAAAACCAAAAUUGUACCGAUCAUUGUCAAUAAGGACCAUGACAGCCACCACCACCACCACAGCCAACCCAGCUAUCCUUACAUGGCACAUGCUGAUACAGUUCUACGCCCAAAGAAGUACAAGCCUUCAUUAUCUCAACCUCACAUAGCCUUAGCAACAAACUCAAAGAAUAAGCAAGUUAGAAUUACAAGUCUUGGAAAAGUUAAACAAGUUAAAGACCCUUCCUCGAAUGGAACUUCUUUGAAAUUUCAACAUUCAUCUGGAUCUCCCGAUAAGUGGAUUGUAGUGGUAAAAACUAAAAAGCGAUCAUCGAUACGUAGAUCUGGAGACAUGGCAAAAAGGAGUGACACGACUCUGCCCAUGACAACCUCUACGACAACCUCUCUGAAGCCAAAGAUUAGGGCAAGAUGAUUUUUAUCCACAAAAUUUCGUAUGAACAUUUAUUCCACUAUCCGUUGAGCGGAAUUGGGGGACAUCAUCAUCAUCAUCAUCAUCUUAAAUGUUUGUGGUUAAUGAACAUUCUAAAAACAUUCGGUUUCAAGCGAAAUAUAUUAUUAGGGUAAUGGAUGAUUCAAGCCAAUAUUGAAUGUUGUGAAAUUUAUUGAUAAAAUCUACGAACGUAUAGAUUAUAGAGAAGAGAAGAAAAAAAUUUUUACAUUUUAUUUCAAUCAGUAUAUUGAAUAUAUAAAUUGAAUAAUGAAAUUUCCGAUGCUUUUCAAUAAUAGAAUAAAUCACAGCUGAACUUUUUACCUCUAACCCUCAUAGAUGAAGUUAAGCCUGAUGACUUUCCCUGUUUUUUUUAAAACACUAGUUUUGUUUUCUUUUCAAUUUUUAAACACUGGCAACUGCUGCCAAAGAUAAAUGCAACCUUAAAUUAACAAUGGGGUUUAAAAUGCCAUCAACAUAAAUUGUACAAAAUUAAAAGGGAAAAAAUUGCAUAACUUAUAACUGUUUUACAAGCUAAUAUCGCAAACUUUUUAAUUG
Messenger RNA from Parasteatoda tepidariorum (common house spider), 1537 nucleotides. RefSeq lists its product as uncharacterized. The record is from RefSeq and is a predicted model, not a curated record. NCBI's taxonomy places the organism in Eukaryota, Metazoa, Arthropoda, Arachnida, Araneae, Theridiidae.